Molecule: messenger RNA, 5120 nt
Organism: Planococcus citri (citrus mealybug)
Lineage: Eukaryota; Metazoa; Arthropoda; Insecta; Hemiptera; Pseudococcidae
Gene: ninaC
Product: STKc_myosinIII_N_like and MYSc_Myo21 domain-containing protein ninaC
Exons: 33
Coding region: 129-4928 (1599 amino acids)
Biological process (GO): regulation of actin filament length; peptidyl-serine phosphorylation
Cellular component (GO): myosin complex
Molecular function (GO): microfilament motor activity; protein binding; ATP binding
Source: RefSeq, a predicted model, not a curated record
CAUAUCUAAUGGCAAAGUGACAAUGAUGUAGUUAAAGUAGUGAUAGAAAGUGUCAAUAAGUGCGCGAUUAUUUCAUUGUUUUUUUUUUUUACAUAUCGUAUUUAUACGUGCAGUUUUAAAGAGGUAAAAUGCCCGUAAAAGGUUUGAGUGGUGUUCCGACUGACAUUCAGUUGGAAGCAUUACCGGAUCCGGGUAAUAGAUUUACUCUAGGAAGUAUAAUCGGAACCGGUAUAAGCGGAACUGUUUACGAAGCUGUAGAUUCCGAAUCAAAUGAAAAAGUAGCGAUAAAAAUUCAAAAAGUAAUUCCCGAUUAUGAAGACGAUAUCAGGGAAGAGUAUAAAAUUCUGAAAUAUCUAGCAAAUCAUCCUAAUUUGCCAACAUUUCUCGGGGCCUUUCACCGUAAAGGCGAAGUAUGGUUCGCAUUACAGUUAUGCGAAGGAGGUUCUAUAAUCGAUUUGGUACGUGGAUUAUACGCCCAGAAUAGACAUUUAUCUGAGGAGCAAAUAGCAUUUGUUUUAAGAGAAUCGGUCAAGGCUAUUUGUCACUUACACGAAAAUCACGUCGUGCAUCGCGAUAUAAAAGCAAAAAAUAUCCUUCUCACAUCCAAUGGGGAAAUUAAACUGGUGGAUUUUGGUUUAUCGAGGGGAUUAAAGAACACUUUAGAUAGAAAAAGCACUUGCUUAGGUUCACCAUGCUGGAUGGCUCCAGAAUUAAUAAUCAGUGGUCGAAAUAAUGCUGACGGAGUAUCAUCUUACGAUAACAGAAUCGAUGUUUGGGCUUUAGGAAUUACUGCGUUGGAAUUGGCCGAAGGUCAAGCACCGUGCGAAGAAAUGCAUCCUACCAGAGCGAUUUUCCAAAUUGUACGAAAUCCUCCACCGACAUUCAAACUACCAUCGAAAUGGUCUCAAAAUUACGCGGAUUUCAUUUCCGAGUGUUUGGUUAAACUACCGGAAGAACGACCUUUUAUUUUCGAAUUUCUCGAACAUCCGUUCAUAAAAUCUAUUCCAGACGAUUCCAGCCUUGGACAAGAUCUGGUCAACUUGAAAGAUAAAGUAAAAAAUUCAACUGAGGUUCAAAAACCAGAAAUUCAUUUAAGAAAUGGAAGACUCCAAAGAAAAAUCUUCGAAGCUACUGAAGCCAUGGUUGUUGAAGAUCUGGCUGCUGUAGAUGAUGUUUCAGAAGAUAAAAUUAUGCUCGUACUUCAAGAACGUUUCAAAAGAGGCUUAUUCUAUACGUAUAUUGGAGAUAUCUUACUCUUCGUUAAUCCGAAUACACCGAUACCAGCAUAUGGAAACAAAUAUCAUUGCAAAUAUCAAUGGAAAUCCAGAUCAGAUAAUUCACCUCAUAUAUACGCUGUCGCCGAUGUAGCUUACCAAGACAUGUUGCAUCAUAAACAACCGCAAAAUAUCAUCAUUAGUGGAGAAACAUUGUCUGGAAAGACAACUAAUUACAAUCACUUAAUAGAUCAUCUACUGUACUUAGGAAAAAUUAGCAACAAAAUUUCGGAUAAAGUGGUAGCUGCGUCGAGAUUAGUUCAAACUUUAGGCAAUGCUGCUACACCACACAACAAUAAUUCAACUAGACACGUUAUUAAUACUCAAACUACUUACACAACUACGGGUAAACUUAGCGGAGCCAUUUUCUACAUUUACCAAUUGGAAAAAUGGAGAGUAACCGGUUACAAAGCCGCGGGGCAAGGCAAUUUCCACAUAUUUUACUACUUUUACGACUCGGUAAAAGCUAAGGGAGAGUUGGAUAGUUACUUCUUGGAAGACCGACCAUACAAGUAUCUAGUUCGAAAACCGGUUGAUGAUGGAAACCCCGGUGGAGCAAGUAAUGAUCCGAAAAAAAACGCUGAUAAAUAUGCCGAAAUACUUCACCUACUUGAGGUACUCGAAUUCGAACCAGAUCAGAUAGAAAUUGUCCAAAAGAUUCUAGCUGCUAUCAUCCUACUUGGUGACAUCACCUUCAAAGAAGCUAGAGACGAAGGAAGUGAAGUGGAAAAUGUCGACAUUGCUAACAAUGUGGCGACUUUGUUAGGAGUUGACGAAAAGAAAUUUUUGUGGGCAUUGUGUAACUAUUGCGUUAUUCAAAAAGGUAAUGCUAUCAGGAAGAAGCAAACGGUAGCGCAUGCUGUUGAAGCACAGGCAGUUUUGGCUCGAGGACUUUAUGGCAGAUUGGUAGAUUUCAUAGUCAAUGUGAUUAAUUUGAGGUUAUCUGUUACUCGUGUUGUGCUUGGGGAUAAAAAUUUCAUCAGUGUGUUGGAUUUGCCUGGAUUUGAAUCGUUUGAUCAAAAUAAUCUGGAACAAUUGUUUAUCAACUCUACCAACGAACAAUUACAAUAUUUUUAUAAUCAACGAAUUUUUACUUGGGAAUUGAAAGAACAAGAAGAAGAAGGAAUUAUACUGAAACCUUUGCAAUUCUACGACAAUAAACCAACUAUCGAUGAACUGCUAAGUAAACCAGAUGGUUUCAUGUAUGUGAUCGAUGAAGCUUCAAGAAGCAACAGCGGUCAUUCUUUCAUUAUUGAUGCAUUAGCAAAUUGUCCUCGAGGAACUAGAAUUCGUAAAGCUACGUCGACCAAUUUCACUGUGGCGCAUUAUUGUAAAAAAGUAGAAUACAAUGCCCAAGACAUACCGAAAAAAAAUCACGACUUUUUGCCUCCUGAAAUGAUCGAAACCCUUAGAUCAUCGGGAAACUUCGUCGUAAAACAAUUAUUCGCUAACCAAUUCACGAAAUCUGGCAACUUGACUAUUUCGACAGAUCAAAACCUGGCCAUUUUCAGUGGAAAACGCAAGAAGUGGGGAGCUGCUUUGGUCUCAGGAGACUCUAAAUCCAGGAAAUUCAAUACCGAAGCUCAGGGAGAAUAUUCUCAGACUCGUCGUAUGCGUACUUGUUCUGCUGUUUAUAGAGCUUCGAGCUUAGAAUUAUUGAAAACGUUGUCGGAAUCGACCGAAAGUAGCAGCGUUUGCUUUGUACGGUGUAUUCGGGCAGGUUUACCAGCUUCGCCUGGAUUUGAGGCGGAUAUCGUGAGCCCUCAACUGAGGUCGUUGUCGAUUCUUGAUACCACUCGUGCUCGUCAAAUUGGAUACUCUUAUCAUGUCUCGUUCAAGGAUUUCAUUGAAAGGUAUAAAUUUUUGGCCUUCGACUUCGAAGAAAAUGUUGAAAUCACCAGAGAAAACUGUCGUUUGUUAUUAAUUCGUCUGAAAAUGGAAGGAUGGAUAAUUGGAAAAAAUAAGGUCUUCUUGAGAUACUACGAUAAAGAAUUUUUAUCCAGAUUAUACGAAACUCACGUUAAGAAAAUCGUCAAAAUUCAAGCAGUUAUGCGAAAAUUCAUCACGAAACGAAAAGUAAUUCCACGCGUGCAAUCUCAACAGAGCAUCGGUAAAGAUCACGAAAUUGUUGAAUACCCACUGAUACAAAUUCAACACUGCACAGGGCGACCUGAAAUUUCCAAACCACAGAAACCAGUACCAAUAACUUCUGAGAAACCAGUACCAAUAACUCCUCCAGAAUUGAAAGUAUCAGUUGUUUAUUCAAACGUAAAAAUUCGGGGAAAACCAGCCAAUCCGGAAAAAGGACGUAGGAAAAAUCAACAACAAAGCAAAUCUAACGAUGUUCGAAGAGUACCAAGUUUACUCGCUUCACGCGAGAAUAGCAAAAUGGGACAAAAAUUAGCGAUGAAAUACGCGAAAAAAUGGAGAUCUAAAACAAUUUAUCAGGUUUUAUUAAAAUACAGAGCGAAAAUGUUCGAAGAGUUCGCUAAUUUUUCACAACAGGUGCAUUUAUACAAUGUGCAUGUGAAUUACAUCGCUAGUGCUCAGAAAAGACAAAAGCCAGUAAACAUUCAAAGAAUUGAUUCGAAUCAAACAUAUGAAAAAUUCAUCGGUGAUCCCAAACCAAUUCAGUUGCGUAUUCCUUUUGAAUUAAGUCAUAAAUCGAUGUAUGCUUCUACUUCGGAUACUGUCGAUUCGCAUACUUCUAAAUCAGAAUUAAUUAAAGAACAAAAGCGUUAUGAUACUCCUUUCAAACCUCUACAAAAAGAGGAACGGUUGCAUUGUGCGAACAAUCGUAUUUCUCAUGUUAAAGAAACGGAAACGAAAGUUGAUUUUAAACCUGGAAAUACAGACGAAGAUGAAGAUGAAGAAUGCGUUUAUUAUUAUCAUAAAACUGGAAUCGUGGAAAAACAACGCAAAAAUCUAGAAAAAAGUUUCAGCGUUUGUUCAGUAAAAAGCGAAACAUAUUAUGCGGGAAUGGGCGAAGUUGAAACUGAUUAUUCGGUUCCGGCGAGUUCUUUCGGAAAAGUUUUUAUGCAACUAAUGUGUCCUUCGUGUUGUGGUGGUUUGUUUUCCGAAACUAAAGGAUCUGUUUAUAUGAAACGUCCUCCAAUUCGGGGCAGUAAAACUAAAAGUACGGCAUCAGCAAUAUCUGAUGUGAUGUUGGAGGAUGAUGAAAAUAAUGAAACUGACACAGAAUAUAAUAAUCGUCCUCUAAGUCCAAUACCGGAAGAUCAGGAUAAACCUUCAUCACCCACAUCUCCUGAUGAAUCAAACGGAAAACCAAGGGAAGUACGAAGUGUUUCUUUGGGUGAUGCCUUGUGUCAAGAAUUAAAUCAGAAUAAAUCAGAUAACGGAGAGAUUAACUGGAAUACAAAAUUGAGAAAAACAAGUCUCACUGUAGGCGAGUCUGAACAAAAUAAACAGAAAGAGAACACAGUUAUCGAAUUAAAAAUCAGAGGGAAAGAACACGUCGAAGUUGUAAAACAAAAUGGCGAUAGCGAUCCACCAUUCAAUUUUCAAGCAAUUUUGCGCAAAACCAGUGGCACUCGAUCAUCUCUAAUACGAAAAGACGAUCAAAAAUCAGAAAACUAUUUCAAAACCGAGUUAUUGCCGGGGGUAGUACUUCAAGGAGUAAUAUACGAUUUGUAACGAAAGCUACAGAAUCACUCAAAGAAAAAUUUCCCGCGUGUUUAUACGAUUUUACAAUUUUUCACUUUUGCACCUUUUUAAACCUCGAUUUGUAUGUUUCGUUUCAUAAAAUGCAAUUGAGAUUGAAAAAGUGUUUUAAUAAGACGCAAUACAUAAAACAGCUGAAUAAAUAAAUAGAUCAUCGAAACAGUA